Darwinula stevensoni is the source of this 1554-nucleotide messenger RNA. NCBI's taxonomy places the organism in Eukaryota, Metazoa, Arthropoda, Ostracoda, Podocopida, Darwinulidae. The record is from the annotation of a GenBank genome assembly.
UUCCAUUUGAAUUUUCAGAGAGCAAACAUUUGGUUGGCUGCAGUGACCAAGCAAAAUGUCAAUGCUGGAAUGGUGUUUGAGUUCCUUUACAAGAUGGUGGAUCUCAUGCAAGCAUAUUUUGGAAAGGUGACAGAAGAGAAUGUGAAGAACAACUUUGUCCUCAUUUAUGAACUUCUGGAUGAACUUUUGGAUUAUGGAUAUCCUCAGAACACAGACACUGGUGCCCUAAAGACAUUCAUCACUCAACAGGGAAUCAAAUCUCAGUCAAAAGAGGAACAAGCUCAGAUCACUUCUCAGGUGACUGGACAAAUUGGCUGGAGACGUGAGGGAAUCAAGUACAGGCGGAAUGAACUGUUCCUUGAUGUCCUGGAAUAUGUCAAUCUUCUAAUGUCUGCCCAAGGUCAAGUUCUGUCGUCGCAUGUGGCCGGGAAGGUGGUGAUGAAGUCCUACUUAUCAGGGAUGCCCGAGUGCAAGUUCGGCAUCAAUGACAAGAUCAUGCUGGAGGCCAAGGGGAAGAGCACGACGACGGAUGACCCCUCCCGGGCAGGGAAAACCUCCAUUGCCAUCGAUGACUGCCAGUUCCACCAGUGUGUGAAAUUGUCCAAGUUUGAGAGCGAGCACUCUAUCAGCUUCAUCCCACCAGAUGGAGAAUUUGAACUCAUGAGGUACCGCAUCACCAAGGACAUCUCACUCCCAUUCCGUAUUAUCCCCUUGGUCCGUGAGGUCGGCCGGUCCCGACUGGAAGUAAAGGUGGUGUUGAAGUCAAACUUCAAGGCGACACUCCUGGCACAGAAGAUUGAAGUUCGCAUACCAACUCCGCUGAACACAUCUGGUGUCCAGCUCAUCUGCAUGAAGGGCAAGGCCAAGUACAAGGCCUCUGACAAUGCUAUUGUCUGGAAGAUCAAAAGGAUGGCUGGGAUGAAGGAGUCACAGAUAUCAGCCGAGAUUGAUCUCUUGCAGACUGAUUCCAAAAAGAAGUGGAACCGCCCACCAAUCUCCAUGAACUUCGAGGUUCCGUAUGCACCGUCGGGCUUCAAGGUGCGCUAUUUGAAGGUAUUUGAGCCAAAGCUGAACUACUCUGACCAUGACGUGAUCAAAUGGGUGAGGUACAUUGGGAGGAGUGGACUCUAUGAGACGCGAUGCUGAUGAGGAUCUGACCGAGAGCACCGAUCAAGAUGCGCCCCCACCCCCGACAUAGAAAGUCAGGUCCUUUUUGGCACAUGCCUGCAAUUAUCCCCGGAAUUGAUCAGUUUAUGUCUUUGCAUAAAUAUUCACUGGAAUCUUACUUAGAGAAGCUGUUAUGUCUUCCACUGAUUCUGGGCUUUAAACUUUUGUUUCUGCAGGAAAAAAAAUUUGCUUGUUUCGAAUGUAUGGUAUGGCUAAUAUAAGUCGUGUAUCACCGGUAAUCACAGUAGCCUAGUGAUAACAUUAAGUGAUAUGAAGGAGAGCCAUUCCACUACUAUUUGUUGUUGCAGUGAACUAUUUUGAAGGUUUGUUUAUGAAUUCUUCUGUUUUCUGGAUCUUCGAAAUAAAAUUGUGUCAUGGUACCAAAAA